GCCAAUCAGAACGCAGAAGGCGGGACCUGCCAGAAUACGGGUGGAGGGGAAAUAACGCAUGAAAAACGGAUAAAGUCGCAGAAACAUCGACACAGAAGAGUUCAUUUCAACAGCUGGAUUUUAUCAAACUCACAGACAUGUCAGACUUUAACGACUCUUUGAACGAUGUCUCCAGUGACAGUUUCUGGGAGGUGGGUAACUAUAAGCGUACAGUGAAGCGUGUGGAUGAUGGGAACAGGUUGUGUAAUGACCUGAUGAACUGCAUACAUGAGCGUGCACGCAUUGAGAAGAGUUAUGCGCAGCAGCUCACAGAGUGGUCCAAACGCUGGAGACAACUCAUUGAGAAAGGACCUCAGUAUGGGACAGUGGAACGGGCGUGGUGCGCUCUCAUGACUGAAGCCGAGAAAGUGAGCGAUCUGCACAUGGAGAUGAAAGCUGCUCUGAUGGGUGAAGACUUUGAAAAGGUGAAGAACUGGCAGAAGGACGCAUUCCACAAGCAGAUGAUCGGUGGAUUCAAGGAGACCAAAGAGGUGGAUGAUGGCUUCCGCAAAGCCCAGAAACCCUGGGCCAAAAAACUCAAAGAGGUGGAUGCGAUGAAGAAAGCAUACCACACCGCCUUUAAGGAGGAGAAGAAUGCCACCAGCCGAGAGACUACAAGCAAACUUGAGAACAACAACCCAGACGCGCAGAAGAAACUGCAGGAGAAGGUGGAGAAAUGCCAACAAGAAGUUCAGAAGACGAAGGAGCGCUAUGAGAAGUCUCUGGAGGAGCUGGAUAAACUGACCCCUCAGUACAUGGAGAACAUGGAGCAGGUGUUUGAACAGUGCCAGCAGUCUGAGGACAAGCGACUGCGCUUUUUUAAAGAGUUGCUGUUGAACGUCAAACAGCAUCUCGACCUCUCCACAAAUCACAAGUACAAGACUGUGUAUCACACGCUAGAAGACACCAUUCAAGGAGCUGACACAGAGGAAGACCUUAAGUGGUUCCGCUCGAACCACGGCCCGGGAAUGCCCAUGAACUGGCCUCAGUUUGAGGAAUUGUCUAUGGACUUGAAUCGAACGCUCAGUCGACGAGAAACGAAGAGAAAGCACAAUGAUGAAGUUACACUGAUGGGAAUCAGUCAAACUGGAGAUCAAGUUUCAAAAAGCAGCAGCAGCUUGACUGUGCCAUCUAGCACAGAACCAGCAUGUUUAAACCCGUUUGACGAUGAGGAUGAUGAAGAUGAAGAUGCAGCAGUUCAUCCGCCCAAGAGCAGCCCUCAAAAUACCACAACUGAACAAGUGGUUGCCAAAACUGCCAUUAGUGUGGAGAAGAGGGUUGAUUGGUCAGACGAGGAGACGGGGAAUCCUUUCGUGAGCUCAAAUGCUAAUGGCAAUCCGUUUGAUGAGGAGCCGUCUUCUCCUGAAGUGUCCGUACCCGUUCGCGCUUUAUACGAUUACGAGGGGCAGGAACAGGACGAGCUGAGCUUCAAAACAGGAGAGGAGUUCACUAAAAUUGGCGAGGAGGACGAGCAGGGCUGGUGUAAAGGACGUCUGUCAGACGGGACAAUUGGACUCUAUCCUGCCAAUUAUGUAGAAAGCGUUCAGUGAGCGUGACCGAUGAUUGUAUUUUACGCCAGUAGAGAUUCUUACUGAAUGCUCAUCUGUACACUGAUCUGACGCGCUACAGACAGUCAACUCUUCAUUACAGGCCACUGAUCAGCAUGAAAGACAGUCAUUAGAGAACAAUUAAUCAGAUCGUCUCAUCUCACCACUUAUUUAAAACAAAUCACAAUUAAAUUGCAAUAGAAAUGUGGAGUAUAAUCUUAAAGAAUAUGGAAAAUACAGGUUUUAAUGCAAAACAAAAGCGUGACAUUCACUUUGCACUAUUGUAUUCUUAAAUUUCAUAUUUUUCUUCACUUGAUUUUAUGAGCGGAACAUUUAUAAAGUCCCAUUUAACUGCCAUUUUACAAUUUUCUUAAAUUAGGAAAAACACGCGUUCCUCUUGCCAAACUCCACUGAUUCAGAGCGAUAGGUGCUGCUCAGGGUUCAAAUUCUAAAUGUCUAGAUCAAAUGCUGAAUUUACUUUUUUUAGAAAGAUAUUUUUUUAAAUGCUUCUUUGAUUUUCAUAAUUUAAGUGUAAAAAGCAGACAAAUCGAAAUGAUUUGAUUAUAUUUACCUGCUUCUUUCAAAUGGCCCUCGUUGACUGAAAAAAACAACAAAAAAAACAGAUCAACAAACUUCUAUAUAAACCCUGUGUUGACACUAUAUGUGACAUCUGUUUGAGGAGUGGCACUGCUUUAAUUCAUUUAUCACACAGAAUACUGUGCCCGCUAGAUGCCGUGUAAUAUCUUCAUUUUUGACCUCUUGUGUACUCACAUUGUUUUAUUUGAAUUUCUCUGUUAUUGUCGUUUGUUUUAGGAGUCUCACUGUCGGCUGUACCUUCACCUGCACUGGACAUUAUGCUGUAGUUCAAUACUAGAACAUGAUAAAUGAUUGUGUGGAAAACUGCCUCAUAUAUAUUGAGUUUCUCACACAGAUAGAGCGGCUACAGAAGUGAGCAUGUAUAUAGCAAUAUUCAGCACGAAUUGAAAGGAAACGGGGUGUUAUGAGUUUAAAUAUGGAGGAUUGUUAUGAAAUAUGCCUCAAGUGCUUUGACUAAUGCUGUGAUUCACAGUCAGAAUGUAUAUGAAAUGAGCGCUGUCAUGUAUUCAUUGCUUUACAGUUUUUAGAAAAUAUAAAUUAGACUACCCAAUGCCACCAAACCUCUCUGGUGGUCUUUACAUUGAGAUGUGAGCGUGUGAGUGAGCGUGUGAGUGAGUGUGUGAGUGAGUGUGUGUGUGUGUGAGUGUGUGUGUGAGUGUGUGUGUGAGUGUGUGAGUGUGUGAGUGUGUGUGUGAGUGUGUGUGUGAGUGUGUGAGUGUGUGUGUGAGUGUGUGUGUGUGAGUGAGUGAGUGUGUGAGUGAGUGUGUGAGUGAGUGUGUGAGUGAGUGUGUGAGUGAGUGUGUGAGUGAGUGUGUGAGUGAGUGUGUGAGUGAGUGUGUGUGUGAGUGUGUGUGUGUGAGUGUGUGUGUGAGUGUGUGUGUGAGUGUGUGUGUGUGUGUGUGUGUGUGUGAGUGUGAGUGUGAGUGUGUAAGUGUGUGAGUGAGAGUGAGUGAGUUGCAAUAUUCUCACAUGGAUAUUUUCACCAAUGAGCAGUACUUGAAUGAAAUGGACAAGUUUAUAUGGAAUGAAUGAAUUGAAUAUCAUUGUACACACAUGGUGACAUGUUCAGUUUGCAAAAUUCAGUCACACAGUUUGGAAGUUAUUUCAUUUUGGAUAUUGUCAAAUUGGCAAUAAAUAAACAGAACUUUUGUUUCUUUGA
Molecule: messenger RNA, 3342 nt
Organism: Myxocyprinus asiaticus (Chinese sucker)
Lineage: Eukaryota; Metazoa; Chordata; Actinopteri; Cypriniformes; Catostomidae
Product: protein kinase C and casein kinase substrate in neurons protein 2-like
Exons: 11
Coding region: 138-1589 (483 amino acids)
Biological process (GO): cytoskeleton organization; plasma membrane tubulation; regulation of endocytosis
Cellular component (GO): plasma membrane; cytoplasm; endosome
Molecular function (GO): phospholipid binding; protein binding
Source: RefSeq, a predicted model, not a curated record